GUUUAUUUUACCGUUUGUCAACAUAGCUAUGGACGAAUGAUAGUGACUCAUAUUUUUUGAGUCUUCCGCGCUAGGUAGUUGCAAAUUUGUACGAUUUGCUUAUGAUUUUGGAUUAAUAAGACCGUUUAGAUUUUGCUUAUCAGUGUGCGUAUUAUACACUGUUGUCUACGAAAUAUUUCAGAGAUGGAAAGAAACGAAAAAGAAACGGAUUAUUUAGAAAAUAAGUGUGAUAUGGAUCAAUUUUCAAAACUUAGCGAAACGGAUCAGCCGACAGUCUUCUGUUCAAUGAGAUGGCGUAUGCUGGCCUACAUUUCCCUGUCUUUAACUAUUAUGUAUAUGCACCGUGUAAAUAUGAGUCUAGCCGUUGUUUGCAUGGUGAAUACCUCGCAUAGUGACACUUUAACGUCACAGAGUAGCAACAGUGAUAUCUAUAUCAUAGCAAACAGUUCUAUAAAAGGAGUUCUAAAUGGCGUUCAGGCGGAUGAAACAAACAUUUCCUCCGUUGAGAAUAUGAUAUACAAUGAUCAAAAUGCCACAAUAGUGAUUGAAAGAGACACUGAUGAUAUUCAGUGUGGAAAUAUUGUAUUACAACAAGAUGAGGAAUUGGCACUUGAAAUCCAUUGGUCGAAAUCUGAUGUAUCAAUUUUAUUGUCUUCUUACCUAUAUGGCUCAUUUUUCACACAAAUUCUUGGCGGGACGUUAUCUGAUAUUUUUGGCGGGAAACAUAUCAUUACAACAGCCAUGUUGGUCAGCGCCAUCUGCUCACUUUUAACACCAGUAGGUGCAAGAACAAGUCUUGUACUGAUGUUUAUUAUUAGAAUAUGUGCUGGUUUCGCAGGUGGUGCAGUGGUGCCAGCCGGUAUGUCAAUGAUAAACUCAUGGUCUACACCUCACGAACGAUCUGUCAUGAUAGCCAUCAGCCACUCCGGUGCAUUUACCGGGGCUAUCAUAACAUAUCUUACAUCCGGGUUCCUUUGUGCGUACGGGUUUGAUAAUGGCUGGGCUUCCAUAUUUUACAUUCAUGGCUGUAUCACUGCGUUGUUUCUGUGUUUGUGGUUAUUUGAAGGAUACAGUCUUCCGUCCCAUCACCCUAGAAUAUCAAAAAAGGAAUUAGAGUAUAUUGAGAAAUCAAGGAGUCAUAAAAUAAAUACUCAACGUCCAAAGACUCCAUGGAAACAAUUAUUGUUAUCUAAAGCACAUUUUGGGACGUUAAUUGCUCAUUUUGCCAUUGCUUGGAGUAUUUUAAUGGUCCUCAUCAACAUUCCUCUGUUCCUUAAUGAAGUCUUAAAGUUUCAAGUGAAAUCGAAUGGAUUAUAUUCAGCAAUGCCGUUUAUAUUUUUAACAAUUUCAUCAGUAGUUUGUGGAAAGUUGUCAGGGGUGUUGAUCGAGAGAAAGAUUAUAGGACAUCUCGCUACAAGGCGUUUAUUCAGUACCGUAAGUAUCCUAGGAAUGGCGACGUGCCUUGUAUGUACUGGUUAUGUAUCAUGUGAAGUAAGAUAUAUUGCUGUAGUAUUGUUGUGUCUAGGAUGUACAUUAAACGGUUUUGCUUACGGGGGAGUGCUCAGCAACCAUCCAGAAUAUGCAGGACAGUUUGCUGGGACUGCAUUUGGGAUUACAAACGCUGGUGGUGUUAUCGCAGGUAUAAUUGCAUCCAUGACAGCUGGUUUUCUUACACCAAAUGGUUCACAAGAAGAAUGGCAAAACGUGUUCUUUUUAGCAGCUGGCGUUAAUGUCAUAGGUGCCAUUGCUUUCUUAACCUGCUCUGACGUAUACCUACAACCAUGGGCUAGAGGUAAUCAAGAUGAAAUUACAAUAGAAGUUGACGAAAGUAAAGAAUUACAAAAUAUCAAGAAAUUGGACGGGAACGUUGUUGAAAGGAAAUCAGACGAAUUUGGAGAUUCGGAAGAAAUUAAAGCAUUGACGAGCGACAUGUGACAAAAUCAAAGGAACAUGAAACACAAAAAUGAAGACACAUAUAAACUCAAAUCAAGAAUUUCAAUUUCAGAUUGCUUGUUUAUUUGGUUAUUUAAGCCAAUUUACAACACUAAUUAGGUCAUGGUUGCAAAUAAAACCUUGAUGUCACAUUAUAAAAGCUACUUACAAUUACACUGUAACAAAUGUUAUUAUUCUCAUUGAUUUAACAGUCGGCAGUGUAAUUGAACUUUACUGUCUCUCAUUACUCUUUAUUAUUACGCAAUUUAAAAAAUAGAUGAAAUUGAAGACAUAAUAUAGAAAAUUAAAAGCAAAGAACACUUCAAUCUUAUAUUUUUUGUUGGUGUAUUGUUUAUGAUUGUAAAUAUUAGACUUCUCUAUUGACGUCGGGUUAAUUCAGGUUUGAGUGUCCCGUAAAAAAGGUAAUUGCACUAUUUUGUUAUUUUCCAGUGAAACUUCAGCUCUGAAACGAGAUACCUUUCCAAUUGUUAAAGUUUUCAAUUUUAGAAUUUUAUUUCAAAAUAUGCCUACAUUCUAAGUUUCCUUCAAAUACAUAAAUGAUCAUAUCGUCAUCUUUGUGCCUUCUAUUUAUAUUCAAAAGGAAUGUUUCCGCUACUGCAAUUUUUUUCUUGAACAAACAUUUUUAAAACAAAUUAAAUUCUAUUCAAAAGUUUAACUUUUCCAAUUCCAUUCAUAAGUAAUCGUCAAUCUGACUGAAAUUCAGAACUACUUAUUUCUUUUAUGUAGAUCUGAUUCGAAUUUCCCGAGAAAGCUAUUUUUAGCCAAGAAAUCAAACUGGUUUUCACAUUAGAAGAAGUAUUAAAAUACCGUUAUCCGUGGAAGUUAAACAAAUGGUUGAUUUUUAUUAGAAAAAAAUGUUUGAAGUAAUUUUUAACAAAUUAACUUGAAAUGUUGAGUCAAUUAUUUUGGACAAGAUUGUUUUGAAAGUUUACCUAUCGGCUUUAUGGACAACGCUAUGUUUGUUCUCGAAAUUGUGAAAAUUAGCUAAUCAGUAUUGGUUUUGCCAGGGUUAAAAUUAGAAACCACAUCACUUUCAAAAUUAUGAAAGCUCGCCGAUGAUUGGCUGUGUGAAAGGUCAGCAGAAAUGAUUUCGUAUUUGGUCACGGUUAGAUCUAAAUGCUAUGCGUUAUUUAUAAGAUUGAAGCAGUCGUCUACAUUACAAAUAAAUAUUUUCAAAACAAUAUGAUCUCUUAGACCUUAACUUUAAUAUACAUGUAAUUAAGAAUGUAUCGAUGGAGCUGCAACGUUUUGGUCAAGUAAUGGACCCUUCUGCAAACACAACAUGCCCUAAGAGCUAAAAUAGGGGAGGGAAUGGAAUAACAUUCCUCAACAUUUCUUUCGAAACCAUGUGUUGUCAAUGAGGGCCAGGUACAUUUCUGUUUUAAAUGUAGGUGGUUGAUAUACCAGAUUCUAACUCUGCAUUUUCUUAUACUGUUAACUGAAAGACAUGUUAUACAAAAGGAUAAACUGUA
Molecule: messenger RNA, 3425 nt
Organism: Ruditapes philippinarum (Manila clam)
Lineage: Eukaryota; Metazoa; Mollusca; Bivalvia; Venerida; Veneridae
Exons: 12
Coding region: 184-1935 (583 amino acids)
Biological process (GO): transmembrane transport; monoatomic anion transport
Molecular function (GO): transmembrane transporter activity
Source: RefSeq, a predicted model, not a curated record